GGCUUUGUAGCGAGCAUGGGAAGCGCUCCUUCCUCUCCAGCUCCGAUGAUACACUAGCCAAUUUGGUCGACUGCAAAUCGCCCCACCUUCGAAUCUGCUUCUGUCAGAAUCCAUCCACUUACAUCAAGAAAACAACAGCACCUAACAGCUGAAAACCACCCACCAUGAGCGGCCACAAUCCGAGAACCUAUGCUCGGGGGCCCCUUACGGGACUUACCCUGGGUAAAAAGAAUAUGAAGGAGAUGAAGAGGGAUCUCCAGAAACUCAUGGCGCUUAUCCCUAACAUAAAGACAGGCGCGGCCGACCGCGCGGCCGAUCGGGGAUUCAACAGGGACGACGCAUCCGACGUCACCGGCAACGACACACUCGCGGGAUACAUGGAGGUCCUCCUCGCGCUGGAUCAGUGCUCCGCUAAGAGCAGACGCCUGAGCGAAGCCGUCGCGGAGAAGAACGAGGCUAUGAAGAGGGCCAUGGAGAGUGGCGAUGCCAUUUUCGAGAACUGUGCCGCGACGCUCCGGGACGAAACCUUUGAGAGAGCGCUACGGUUGGCGAUUGAAGCGUGGGCCGACAACCCGACAGGAGAAGAAUAUUCCAAGGGUGAUGUGAAGCUGGACCCCAUCGUCCGGCUGGCCUCUAAACUGCAGCUGAGGCUAGGAGGCCUGCCGCCGGACGUCGACAUCCCGUCCGCCCCGACGCUUGUAUCGGCCGACAGAGACCGUAAGUCGGAUGCGGCAGAGAACUCGCGCCUCCGCAAGGCUAUCGAGGGCGGUGAGGUCGUCCUCGCCCGCGCCCGAGGCGCGUUGGCCGAAAAGGAGCGCCAGAUGGCCGAGCUGGAGAAGUCCUCUGGCGAAGAAAAGUCGCAACUGAACCGCCAGUUGCGCGAAGAGCGAGCCAACUCUGUCGAAAAGGACAGGGAGAUUGACGCGCUCCGUCAGGAGCUGAAAACGCUACAGGAUGUCCAGGCCGCCCUCGAUGAGGAAGCAGACAAUGCGGAGAUGAUUCCCGAUUCGCAAGGCCAAAGCCCUCUAUCCAGUCAGACCAAAGACCGUGGUGACGAUGACCGCCGCGAUCCCGUCAUGGUAAAGAAGUACGAUGACGUCUGUGAGCAGCUCCUUCAUUCUCGGGCUGCAGAGGCACAGUCCUCGACGAUCAACGUUAGGCUGGAAAGGGAAGGGCAAGAGCUCAGGAACGCCCUGGAGACGGCCGUCGCGCAGCUCAAGAACGAGCAGGCGGACCAUGAAGCUACCAAAGACAAUCUGCAGACGACAACCAACAACAGGUCGGAGAUCCUGGAGAGGACACAUAAAGAGAGGGUCAGCAUGGGACAAGAACUGGCCGACGCCCGGGCCAUGUUGAACAGGUUAUCCGAGCUGGCACAGUCGCGCAGGUUCCGAGUAUUGAAGCUCGAAACGGAGAUGGCCUACCGCGCCAACGAGGCCAGACGCUUCGAAAAGCAGUCGUCCGAGUCGGCCGACAAGCUCGCUUCGGUGCAGCGGGAGCUGCAGGCCGAGCAGUCGGCACGGAGUGACUUUGAAGAACGUUGCCAGAGACGAUCUCUCGAAAACGCGGCCCUGGCCGACGAUGUCGCCAGGGCCAAUGCCAUCGCACAGGAGCAGCAGGCGCUGCUCGACGAGGCCAGCGCCAAGGCCCAGCGGCUGGAGGAAGAGCUUACCGAAGCCCAGUGGGACCUCAAACGCGCGCGCGCCGCGUGCAAGGAAACCGGGGCCGACCUCGCGAGGGAGAGGCAGGGGCACAUCGACGCCAGGCAGGCCCGGGACGCCGCCGAGGGAGAGUGCAAGGUGGUCUCGGGCAAGCUCGACGCCACAAAGAAGGAGCUGGCGACGGCGCAGGACAAGCUCGCGGCGGUCUGGGGCGAUCUCAACGCCGCCCAGGGCAAGAUCCGGUCGGCCCAGAAGGAAGCCGACUCUCUCAAGAGGCAGGUGGCCGACCACGAGAGUGCCGCCCGCAGGACCGACGACCAGCUCACCCAGCUCAGGAGCGAGGCCGUUGCCGCCGCACAGGUCUACGACAGGUGGGACGAGUUCUGGAGCCAGAACGGCGACCGCGGGCACUGGUCCCCCCUCUUCGAGGCCAUCCGCGCCCGCGAGCCCGAGGCCACCCAGCGGUCAUACGAGCCGUGGCAGGUGUGCGCGUCAUGGGGAGAUGACGACGACGACGCCGCCGCCGCCCCCGAGCAGGAGCUGCCCGACCUCAGCCUCGCCGGCGUCACCGUGUCGCUCAUGCACCUCCUCGAGCAGCGUGACUUCAGGGCCGACCACUUUGGCGUGCUGAUGCGGCGGCUCGCCCGAUGCCUCUCCGAGUGCGUCAACAUGAGCCCCGACGCGAUGCGUCUCCUCGUCAAGCGAUGCAUCGCCCGCAUCCCGACCGAGCCCAUGGAGACGCGCCGUGUCCUCGACACCCAGGUCGCCGCCGUAGCCGACGUGCUCGCCGAGAGGUGGAUCGCCCUCGAGGACCUGGCGAAGCCGCCCGACUGCGUGCUGCACAACAUGGCCGCCCUCGCCGCCAUCGGCCAACCCGGCGCAAGCUGGGCCGGUGAGGUCAAGACCCUGCGGGUCGAGCGCGGCAGCGAGGCGCUCCUCCUGAUCAAGCACCCCGACUGGGAGUCGGUUAUUGUCUGGCGCACCGGCACCAAGACGUUCUGGUUCGCCCACCGCAGCUGCGUCAAGCGCCUCUCAGGUGUCAGGAUUGAGCUGCGCGCCCCGAUGGGGCAGGAGUCUAUCUUCCUUAGGCUCGCCGACCGUAACACGCUCCGGUUUUGGCACUUUUGUUGCUGGUUGCUGUAAAUAGAA
Messenger RNA from Colletotrichum destructivum, 2810 nucleotides. RefSeq lists its product as uncharacterized. The coding region runs from base 165 to 2804 and encodes 879 amino acids. The transcript has a single exon. Lineage: Eukaryota; Fungi; Ascomycota; Sordariomycetes; Glomerellales; Glomerellaceae. The record is from RefSeq and is a predicted model, not a curated record.